AUGUCUGGUGAAAAGCGUCCUGCUCCAGAGGCCUUCGGGACUUCUCAACAACUCGUGGUGAAGCGCAACAAGGCCGUCGAAAACGCGGGAACCGAGCUUGUGAAGGGUUCCUCUCAGAAUGGAGCUCUUAUUCAAUCGGUCCCUCGCACAAGUGGUCUAGAUGCUCCUAUCAUGGAGCUCACAGGGCACUCCGGUGAAAUCUUCGCGGUUCGAUUCGACCCUACCGCGCAACACAUCGCAUCUGGAUCAAUGGACCGUUCCAUCUUGCUUUGGAAUACAUACGGACAAUGCGAAAACUAUGGUCAGUUGACAGGCCACCGAGGAGCGGUGUUGGAUCUUCAAUGGUCACGCGAUUCGCGGGCACUGUUCUCGGCAUCCGCAGACAUGACCCUUGGAAGUUGGGAUGUCCAGACGGGAGAGCGAGUACGCCGUCAUGUGGGCCAUGAGGAGAUUAUCAAUUGCCUUGAUAUUAGCAAAAGAGGACAGGAGCUUCUAGUCAGCGGCAGUGAUGACGGCUGCAUUGGUAUCUGGGACCCUCGGCAGAAGGAUGCUCUGGAUUAUCUUCAAACCGAACUCCCUAUCACCGCAGUGGCAUUGUCCGAAGCCGGCAACGAGAUUUACAGCGGAGGUAUUGAUAACACAAUCCAUGCUUGGGAUAUCCGGAAAAAAGCCAUUGUCUAUUCCAUGGCCGGACAUACAGAUACCAUCACAUCGCUACAAAUUUCCCCAGACUCACAGACUUUGUUGUCAAACUCCCACGAUUCUACCGUUCGCACAUGGGACAUCCGCCCCUUCGCACCUACCAACCGACACGUGAAGACCUACGACGGCGCUCCUGUCGGGCUAGAGAAGAACCUGAUCCGUGCCAGCUGGGAUCCCAAGGGUGAGAAGAUUGCCGCAGGUAGCGGUGAUCAGACUGUGGUCGUUUGGGAGGCCAAGACAGGGAAGUUACUGUACAAACUUCCGGGUCACAAGGGUACUGUCAAUGACGUGCGCUUUUCCCCCAACGAUGAACCGAUCAUCGUUUCUUGUUCGUCUGAUCGAAACCUGAUGCUUGGAGAGCUGGGUAAAUAA
This is a messenger RNA of Penicillium paradoxum, 1074 nucleotides long. RefSeq names its product WD40 repeat domain-containing protein. NCBI's taxonomy places the organism in Eukaryota, Fungi, Ascomycota, Eurotiomycetes, Eurotiales, Aspergillaceae. Gene Ontology annotation, cellular component: catalytic step 2 spliceosome. The transcript is spliced from 5 exons. Bases 1 to 1074 code for a protein of 357 amino acids. The record is from RefSeq and is a predicted model, not a curated record. Gene Ontology annotation, molecular function: RNA binding; protein binding.